UUGAAGAAGCACAGCAGGAGGACGCUACCCCAAGCGCGCCCGCAGUAGAAGAAGCAGCAGAGUCCACCGACGCUGCAGGCGAGUCUGCGGAGGCAGCCGAGGCACCGGGAGCGGAAUCGGAAUCGGCAGCAGCCGACGCCGAGGGCGCGGCAGAGGCCGCAGCUCCAGAGGCUGGCGAGGAUGAGUCCGAAGACGCCGCCUACCGCAAGCGCCUGCUGCUACUCCGGUUACGAAAACAAGGUAAAGACCAACCUGGACAUGCGUGCCCAGACCCUCGAGGUGGAGGACUCUAUCUUCGAGGUUGUCGUUCCUAUUGA
Messenger RNA from Didymodactylos carnosus, 317 nucleotides. NCBI's taxonomy places the organism in Eukaryota, Metazoa, Rotifera, Eurotatoria, Philodinida, Philodinidae. The record is from the annotation of a GenBank genome assembly.